AUGGGAUCAGGAAGUAAUUGUGACAGCUGCGUCAUUGAGGCCAGCAGUACUGAAAUGCUGAGAAACUAUGGCAUGCCAAACGAGAGAGUCGCGAAGGAACUCAACUACACUAUGCGUCAAGGUACCACCGCCUGGAUUGUAAGCCAUCCAACUGUUGGAUUAUGA
Molecule: messenger RNA, 165 nt
Organism: Puccinia graminis f. sp. tritici CRL 75-36-700-3
Lineage: Eukaryota; Fungi; Basidiomycota; Pucciniomycetes; Pucciniales; Pucciniaceae
Exons: 2
Coding region: 1-165 (54 amino acids)
Source: RefSeq, a predicted model, not a curated record